GGUUACUACUUACUAGACUGGACUCUUGGGUGAUUCAAAUAAUGAUCAAACAGCUUCACAGCCAACUGUGAAUUUUCGAUUCAAUUUUGUAAAGAAGCGAUCUGUGGUUUGUUCAUCACAGAAUUCGUCGUUGAUGAUGAAGAAGGAGAGCGAAGCCCAAUUUGAACUUUGAAAUUUGGUGAACCAGAGAGACUGAUCGAUCGUUCGCUUCAUUUUUCAUUCAUGUUUCCUCAUUUUCUUCGUCUCUGAGGUCUGAAAUUUUCGAAUUGUGUUCUUUUCGAGUUUCCGUAAAAUCUGAUUUCAUUUUCAGUUUUGAGGCCCGGGACGUCUUGUAGGCUAAGCAUCGCUGAUUCUUACCAGGCUCGAAUACUCUUAGGAGAGAUUUGCAGGUUCUGGUUUUUCUGUUCCAUUAAGACAGUACUCGAUCAAGCUCAGCUUCUGUUUCAGAGCUCCGUCAAUGGGAAAUUGUCUUCCGAAACCGAAGAAAUUAUCAGCGGAAAUCGCACCCGACUAUGUCGAUGGCUGUACUAUAUUGAAGUUGUACGGUUCGCCAUCGGGUAUUCGAACCUCAUACAUUCGGAUUGCGCUUCUCUUCAAAGCCGUUCCCCUCCAAUUCCUUGCAUCCGAACACACCACCAAUCUCUGUUCCUCCGACACGCCCAUUCUGCAAUGUGGUUCCGAUACUGUAACGGGAUCUAACGACGCUAUACUCUGUUACGUCGAUGCCAAGUUCCCCAACCCACCGUUGCUUCGCGGAAUGGGUACAGGACCUUCAGGUAUAUUCUACAUGCCUGGUUUGCAGAACCAAUCGUUGGAAUCGAUUGUUUUGGUGGUAACUCUGCAACACAAGAGUAUAACGUGGCAUCUCGAAAAGCUUGUGAUUUGGGCGAAAGAUCUCCGUACACGUGAGGCGACAACCAGAGUUGAGUCAUCGAUGAGGAGCUUGCGAAUGGAGGUGAGGAAGUUUGGGAGAUGCUAUUCGCAUCUACGGGAGGUGAUGUUGGAGCACGCUCAGAUGGAGGAAAGGGUCAUCUUCCCAGUCUUGGAGAUGGCUGAUCGAGGUCUGUCUGGAGCUGCAAAUGAGGAACAUGCAAGGGACUUACCCAUAAUGAACGGCAUCAAUGAGGCCAUCAAAACCAUUGGAGUGCUGGAGGCCGGGAGCCUUGUAGAGGCUAUGUUUGAUCUGUUCAACCGAUUCAAGACUUUACAGGAGAAUUGCAGGGAACACUUUGAGGAAGAGAUGGAGCUGCUGCCGCUGUUGGAGGCAGCGGGGCUGAGCAAAGAGGGUCAGGAGAGAAUGAUGGAGAAGUGCUUGGAUGUGAUGGAAGGCACCCACUCUCGUCUGUUUAAGUUUCUGAUAGACGGCCUUUCACCUCAGGAUGCCAUGUACUACUUGGACAUUCUCAUCCGAAGCAUUGACAAGGAACGAGCUGAAAACAUGCUUCUCACCUUGAUGAAUACUUGGAACGAUAGCCCGGCGUCCACGCCCCAGGAGGAGCCCUCCGUUGAAGGCUUCUAGUACAUAAUUGAUUGCCUGUACUUCUUGCUCUUCGCUGUUGAUAUAGGAUGGAAAAUUAAAGAGAAAAAGAGAGUGAAGAUAAAAUUUCACUAAGACCUCAGGCUUCUGAGAUCUUCCCUUCUCUGCUUUUAGUGAGAUUCCAGAGACCCCUUUACAACCAUUAAUGCAAUGUUUGGGCGGUUUGGAAGAAGAUUCUCAUCUUCAUGUUCUUAUAUUUACAUUUAGAAACCAUUUUUUCCUGAAAAAAAUAAAAGGUUUUCCUAUACCUGUUGUGCAGGGUUCAUCCAUAAUAAAGGGUCGACGAGUAAGGUAGGAGAUAUCAGUACAUCUUAGAUUAAGGUAGGAAAUCACCGAUACUUCCUGUAUUGUUGGGGGAAAAUCAUUUGUACUUCCUGGAUUAAAUUGAAAUCAAGUUUUACCAUUAACAUCUUA
This is a messenger RNA of Macadamia integrifolia, 1951 nucleotides long. RefSeq lists its product as uncharacterized. Lineage: Eukaryota; Viridiplantae; Streptophyta; Magnoliopsida; Proteales; Proteaceae. The coding region runs from base 458 to 1519 and encodes 353 amino acids. The record is from RefSeq and is a predicted model, not a curated record. The transcript is spliced from 5 exons.